CCACUGAUACUGAGCGUGCAGGCGAACAUACGUGCGACCGGGGUAGAUCAGCACGGCUUGUCUCUGCGUUUCUCCCAGGACGACAACAACACCGAUCUCUUACUGCACCUCGCAGUGAUAGCGGGCGCGCACCGUCGCACACCGUUGAAGGAAUCUGCGUGCCACACUACUGCCAUUGGCCCAUAUACCCAUAUCCGCCACGACGUCGGCGAAAGCGGGGGCGCACUCGACACUACUUGAAGCUCCACCACUGUAAACCCCCACGGGGCGCACGUAGUCGGAUCCAUGGCAACGUCGACCGCGACCGCGAACGGGCGCUCCUCGUCGCAGGAGCGCGGCACCGGGCCAGGCUCCUCGUCGCACCUCCGCACCUCGCCCUCGCCAUUGCGCACCAUGACCUCCCCCUCCUCCAACUUCUCUCCCUCCUCCACCCCGCCUUCCUCCUCGUUCACGCCCUCGGCCUCCACGUCCUCCGCGGUCUCCUCCUCGACCACAACAUCCGCGGCGCUCACCUCCGCCGUCACCGCCGAGGCGCUGCUCAGCCAGCACGCCGCCGCUGCGAACCCUCCCCUGGCCGCGCUAGACCAGGCCCUGUCGGAGCGCAACCUGCUCAGUAGCCAGAACCAGCAGCUUUGGAAGCUCGUCGAGAAACAGCGCAGCGGGUACAACCAGAUCAUGAAGGAGCUCGAGCGCGUGCGUGGCGAGCGGGACGGGUACAAGGGCCGGCUGGUCGCCCUCGGGGAGGGCGUCGAGAAGGACAAGGAGGGGAGGGACAAGAGGGAGAAAGACGCAAAGCCGCUCAAAGCGUCCGCGUCGACGCCGGGGAUCAACGGCAGAGAGACGCCGACUGGGCGGGCACCGCUGGUGCGGCACCAAUCUGACGAUCAUG
Molecule: messenger RNA, 889 nt
Organism: Punctularia strigosozonata HHB-11173 SS5
Lineage: Eukaryota; Fungi; Basidiomycota; Agaricomycetes; Corticiales; Punctulariaceae
Exons: 2
Source: RefSeq, a predicted model, not a curated record